CUAACCGCCUAGCAGCCUCCGCCCCCAACCACUCACCCAUUCAAAAGGCUAAAGCUGCUGCAACCAGCAGCGGUAGUAAAACCCUAACGACCUCGACGAAAGUGACAACCCCCAAAUUCUCGACUCUACCCAAACACUCUCGUCGUCGUCACUCGAUUUCCGUCGCACCCUAAAAUCUUCUGUUUCUUAUCCUUCACGAAGAUGUGGAGGUCGUGAAUCGUGAUCACUUGUACCGCUUCUUGGGAACGAAGAACUUCAUACGAGAAACUGUAUUCAUGGGCAAGACUGGAAUCCAAUUGUUCGACGAUACGAGGAAUGGGUUUUUCUCUGUAUCCGAUUUGGGAUCCGAUUGGAGCAGCCAACAGAACCCAAACUACCGGCCAGUUGGUGGAUUGUUCGCGAGUGUUAAUCAAUUAGGAACUGGAUUCGGGUCAGGACUUGGGUCCGGAUCUAUUUCGUCUCCGGAUCCUCCCAACAGAGAUAACAAUAGUAGCUUCAGUGCUCAGCUUAAUGAUCUGUGCACAAAGUACUUACCUUUUAAAGAUGAGGAGGAGGAAGAAGUUAUUGGUGAGAAACGGAAGAAGAAGAAGAAAGGAGGGUUGAAACUGAAGCUUAAGAUUUCUAAUCCUUCGUUGCGGCGGUUAUUAAGUGGAGCUGUGGCUGGAGCGAUUUCGAGAACGGCGGUGGCUCCUUUGGAAACUAUUAGGACUCAUUUAAUGGUGGGAAGUGGUGGCGACUCCACCACUGAAGUCUUUCGUGAUAUCAUGAAGCAAGAAGGAUGGAAAGGUCUCUUCAGGGGCAAUUUGGUCAAUGUGAUUCGUGUAGCACCCGCUCGUGCCGUUGAGCUUUUUGUAUUCGAGACAGUUAACAAGAACUUGACUCCAAAGCUCGGAGAACAGUCAAAAAUCCCCAUUCCAGCUUCGUUGCUCGCGGGGGCCUGUGCUGGGGUUAGCCAGACCCUCUUGACAUACCCCCUUGAACUAGUCAAGACCCGCCUUACAAUUCAGAGAGGUGUAUACAAGGGAAUAGUGGAUGCUUUUGUCAAAAUAAUAAGGGAGGAAGGACCGACUGAACUUUACAGAGGUCUUGCCCCGAGCCUUAUAGGAGUGGUUCCAUAUGCAGCAACAAACUACUUCGCCUAUGACUCCUUAAGAAAAGCUUACCGUAAGCUGGUGAAGCAAGAGAGCAUUGGAAAUAUCGAGACUCUUUUGAUAGGCUCUUUAGCUGGUGCGUUAUCAAGUACCGCAACUUUCCCCUUGGAGGUUGCUCGGAAGCAUAUGCAGGUGGGAGCAGUCGGUGGGAGGGUGGUUUACAAGAACAUGUUGCAUGCUUUGAUCCGCAUACUCGAGCAAGAAGGUGUUGCAGGUUGGUAUAGAGGGCUUGGACCGAGUUGCUUGAAGUUGGUUCCUGCAGCUGGGAUCUCCUUCAUGUGUUACGAGGCAUGCAAGAAGAUACUCGUUGAGAACAACAACGAGGAAGCCUGAGCUCUAUCGUUACAACUCACAUGAGUACUUUUGGCUUUGGUCAGACUAACACGAUGGCUCUGGUUAACCAAAUUAGGUCAUGGUUGAUGAUUCCGCAAGCAUAUGAGAAUAGCGUUGUGCCAAUUGAGACUUCACAUUCACACAAUUCAGAAGAUUCGAGUUUAAAAAUUUUGGGCGGGCACAUUAUUGAUUCAUUUGGAACUUAACAUCCAAAAGAUUCAUGUGUUUUUUUUUUUUUUUUGCUUUGGUUCCUGUUUCGUUUUCCGGAUCUGUCAUAGUUUUAUUUUAAUUCUUUUUGUUGGCUCAAAUAAGUUUAAAUUACAGUGUCUAGAAUUUAGACCCGUAAAGAACCAGAACUUUUUCAGAAAAAAGAAGAAUUAAAGACGGAUUAUAUACA
Messenger RNA from Arabidopsis lyrata subsp. lyrata, 1881 nucleotides. Its product is annotated as adenine nucleotide transporter BT1, chloroplastic/mitochondrial. Gene Ontology annotation, biological process: transmembrane transport. The record is from RefSeq and is a predicted model, not a curated record. The coding region runs from base 276 to 1484 and encodes 402 amino acids. The transcript is spliced from 3 exons. NCBI's taxonomy places the organism in Eukaryota, Viridiplantae, Streptophyta, Magnoliopsida, Brassicales, Brassicaceae.